This is a messenger RNA of Aspergillus oryzae RIB40, 2139 nucleotides long. RefSeq lists its product as uncharacterized. Lineage: Eukaryota; Fungi; Ascomycota; Eurotiomycetes; Eurotiales; Aspergillaceae. The coding region runs from base 1 to 2139 and encodes 712 amino acids. The record is from RefSeq and is a predicted model, not a curated record. Gene Ontology annotation, molecular function: protein binding; ADP binding. The transcript is spliced from 2 exons.
AUGACUCUUGUGGGCCGUCGGUUUGCUAAUGCUAAUUUUCUUACAGCGUCAAGUACUAAAGCGCCCUGGACCGUCCCUUUCCGACGAAAUCCGCUCUUUGUCAGUCGCUCAGCGGAAAUAGCCAAGCUUGAUGACAUCCUUAGUAAUGACAGUGCCUUCUCCCAGGUUGCGAUUGAGGGGCUUGGUGGCGUUGGGAAAACACAAAUUGCGCUUGAAUAUGCGCAUAUCCUGCGAGAGCGACAUCCGGACUGUGCAAUAUUCUGGAUACCAGUCACUAGCGUUGAGAGCAUGCUGGAGGCGUAUUCGCAAAUCGCAAAAGAGCUGCAAAUCCCAAAUGUUGGGAUCGAGACCAAAAACAUUCAGAAUAUAGUCCAACAUCGACUGAGUCAAGAAAGCUCCGGCAGAUGGUUACUGGUGUUGGACAAUGCUGACGACAUCUCCUUUUGGGCUGAUAAAACUAAGGGUACGACUACUUCUAACCUGCCAAACAGCAAGCAUGGAUCUAUCCUUUUCACAACCAGAAGCCACAAAACAGCAAUUAGAUUAGCAGGGAGAAAUAUAGUCACAGUCAAAGCGAUGAAUAGCGCACUAGCCAAGAACCUGCUGGGAAACACUUUAAUCGACCGAAGCCUGCUGACUGACGAACGAGCUACUGCUGAUUUACUUCAGAAGCUCACGUACCUGCCGCUCGCAAUUGUCCAGGCAGCCGCAUUCAUCAACAAGAAUCAAAUGACGCUCUCCGAGUAUAUAUCGCUCCAUGAGAGCACUGAGGAGAGUACUAUCGACAUCCUUAGUCAAAAUUUCGAAGACGAAGGUAGAUACGAGGACGGAAAGAACUCCGUUGCGACAACAUGGCUCAUAUCCUUCCAACAAAUCCGGGCUUCUGACCCGUUAGCAGCGGAGUACUUGUCACUUAUGGCCUGCGUUGACUCAAAGAAUGUCCCACAGAAAUUCCUUUCUCUCACACAGUCGGCAACAAAGACUUCUGAUGCUCUUGGGACGCUGAAGGCUUUCUCCUUUAUUACAAAUCACGAAAAUAGCCAGCAUCUGGAUAUCCACCGUCUGGUACACCUGGCGACGCGUAACUGGCUACAAAUGCAGGGCACCCUCCUAGAGUGGACCAACAAAGCUCUGAGUCACAUGAAUAUGCUGUUCCCAUUCCCCAGAGAGGAAAACCGACACAUGUGGAGGCCAUUACUACCACAUGCUCGGCACAUCAUAGAGUCACUGGCACCGAGUACCCCAACCAGAGCAGCGAUAUAUCUAUUACAUAUUUUUGGAUACGGUGUCCUACAAGAUGGAAGAUACCGAGAAGCUCGAAGAGCCUUUAGCACGGUUACAGAUUUCUACAAAACUAGCCUUGGCAUAGAACAUCCUGUGACACUGUCCACUCAAGCAACCUUAGCACAGAUAUACCUCAGACAAGGGGAAUGGAGCAAAGCUGAGUCUUUGAAUAUGCAAACACUAGACAGCCUGAAGAAGGUUGUCGGCUUCGAGAGUAUGGUGACAUUGACAAGCAUGACUGCACAGGUAUCGAUAUACUGCGCCCAAGAACGGUGGACGGAGGCAGAGAAGUUAGAACUCCAGACCUUGAAAUUUUACGAGAGGGCGCUUGGUACAAAGCAUCCACAAACUCUGAUGAAUAAGAGCUAUCUAGCACUGAUAUAUAGGGAGAAAGGAAAAUGGAAUCAAUCCAGGAAGCUCAAUUUGCAGAUAUUGAAAUGUCACAGGACAGCACUUGGGACGGAGCAUCCAUUAACACUCAUCAGCACGCGUAACCUCGCAGAUGAUUACAGAUAUCUGGGGCUUCUGAGAAAGGCAGAAGCGCUGCAAACGCAAGCAACAGAGACUUCCAAACGGAUUCUUGGAGCAGAGCAUCCGGACACAAUACGUGCCACAGGUAGUCUGGCCUCUAUAUAUAGAGAGAGGGGCCGCCUCAAGGAUGCCGAGAAGUUGCACAUGCAAGUUUUGGAGAAUUAUCGAAAGACUCUUGGUGCGGAACACCCUAGUACUUUAUGGGCUAUGGCCCCUCUAGCUGACACCUGGAGGAGAAUGGGUCGAUAUACUGAGGCGACUGAGCUGCUGGAGAAGUGCUUACACUUGGAAACGAAAGUUUUGGGAGCGGACUACUCUGUUUGA